Molecule: messenger RNA, 1601 nt
Organism: Cherax quadricarinatus
Lineage: Eukaryota; Metazoa; Arthropoda; Malacostraca; Decapoda; Parastacidae
Source: RefSeq, a predicted model, not a curated record
ACGGUAUUUCCAGAGUGGUGGCCCCUCAGCUCUAUAACAAGAAAAUGCGACACCGGGCUGGUCUCUUGGCUGCUGUAUAUCACAGAUUUAACCAGUGUCGCUUUUUCUCACCACAGUUCCGCAGGAUCUUCGACAUGUCAUUGCAGAAAGUUGUAGUGACUCACGAGAGUGAGACACCCACGGUGUGUCUCUCAUUUAGGUAUAAGGAAGACAGAUUAAAGGUAGACAGAAUUUUCAAUCUGCAAAGGUCCACUCAGGAAGACCUGGGUAAUAUAUUGACCAGGAUAAGUGGAAAUAUACAGAAAAUUGCCUUCAAGAAGAACAAGAAGAGCAGUAUUGAUAUUGAAGAGAUUCCUGUGAAAAUGUUAAGAUUAGAUAAUGAGGGAAUAGUAUCAGAAGAUACGACUUGUUAUGACUCAUUUGUUGGCAGUUAUAAUAAUCAUAAAUUAUUAAUAGGAGAGAAUCAUUAUAUCAUUGAUCUUAACCCACCUAUUAUAAAGUCAAUGGAUUUACCCAAGAACAUGAUGGCUGGUUUUCCCGUUUAUCCAAAUAAAUUCGAGACUGUAUAUGCAGAAAAGGAACAUUGUGUUUUCAGGUGGUUUAAGAGUGAUCUAAAAUUUGAGACUGAAAAAGUUGCCAAGGCAAAUCUUAAUAAAAUCAAGUGGAUUGAGGUGAACGUUGGAGUUGCUUGUAUGACAACAAGUGAAGACGUUGGUAGGCUGCUAAAGGUGGUUGCCACUCCUUUUCUGGGUGAAAGAAAGGGAGAAAAUGUUGAGGUUAUGUCAACAGUACUGGUGUCUGCAUGCCCCGGUGAGUGUCCCUUUGAGCGAAGGCACCACUUCACCAGAACUCUGGCUGGAGAGAACAGCUUGCGUGUCAUCAGCUACAACAUACUGGCUGAACUCUACACUGACUCAGAUCAUGCACGCUCGGUUCUAUUUUCGUCCUGUCCUCCUUAUGCUCUUGAUAUGGACUACCGUAAACAGCUACUUACUAAGGAACUCUUGGGUUAUAAUGGAGAUUUGAUAUGCUUACAAGAAGUUGAUGAGAAAGUGUUCAAUCGUGACUUAUACCCUGUUCUUAGUAGCCAAGGAAUAGAGGGAUAUUAUACAGCAAAAGGAGGACAGGUUACAGAAGGUGUUGCAAUUUUCUGUCGCAGGAACAAGCUCAGAAUUUUAGAUCGGAAUCGUUUUAUCCUGAGCAAUGAACUCCAGAACAACACAUUGUUUGCUGACAUGUGGGAGAAGGUGCAGGCUAGUGUGGACUUGGCUGAAAGGAUGAUUCAACGGGGAACAGUUUUACAGGUGAGUGUGCUGGAGAGUGUGGAAAAUCCAUCAAAGCUCAUUGUAGUUGGCAUUACCCACCUGUACUUUCACCCAGAUGCUGAUCAUAUUCGUCUGCUGCAGGCAGGGAUCAGUCUUCAGUUGUUACAACAAGUCAUGUCUCUCUAUGAAACUAAGCAUCCUGAAAAAGAAGUAUCAUUAAUCUUCUGUGGGGAUUUCAACAGCACACCUGAGUGUGGUGUGUACCGACUCAUGACCACUCAGCUUAUUGAUUUUGACGAUAUGGAUUGGAACAUCAGUAAGUACCACAUGUUAUGA